Molecule: messenger RNA, 2462 nt
Organism: Tripterygium wilfordii
Lineage: Eukaryota; Viridiplantae; Streptophyta; Magnoliopsida; Celastrales; Celastraceae
Product: RNA-binding protein 24-A-like
Exons: 6
Coding region: 289-1122 (277 amino acids)
Molecular function (GO): RNA binding
Source: RefSeq, a predicted model, not a curated record
UUGGGUACAAGUACUUUUGCUUUCUCUUCCCUCUCUUGCUUUUGAUCUCUGUCUGACUCUGACCUAAUUGUCUCUCUCUGUCUGUGUCUCGUCUGGCACUCGUAUUCACUUCCUAAGUCCGUCAAGAUAUAGCAGAAGAUCCAACUAAUUAGUAAUUCUGGUCUUAUCUUGGAUUCUCCUUCGUUCAUUGAGGAAGGAAGAUAGAGAUCGAGGUCGAUCAUUUAACUACUCAAGAGAUCGCGCGAGAUCAUAUAUAGAGAGAGACAAAGAGGCUGCUAGCUGGAAGAGAUGGGAAGUGGUGGUAAUACACAACAUAUUGCAGGAGGAGGAGGAGGGCAUCAGUUCGGAGACACAACAUACACAAAGGUGUUUGUGGGAGGGUUGGCUUGGGAAACCGAGAAGGAGACCAUGAAGAACUACUUUGAGCAGUUUGGUGAGAUCUUGGAGGCAGUUGUCAUCACUGACAAGGCCACCGGAAGAUCCAAGGGUUACGGAUUCGUAACAUUCCGCGAGGCAGAAGCGGCGAUGAGGGCAUGUGUAGAUGCAGCUCCAGUGAUUGAUGGGAGAAGGGCUAACUGCAAUCUUGCUUCGUUGGGUGUUCAGCGAUCCAAGCCUUCCACACCUAAGCACGGAGGAGGAGGAGGAAGGAACUUGAGGGUAAUGAGCGCAUUUCAGACAGGAUUUGGAGGAGCAGCUGCAACUUUUGCUUCAGCUGCAACCUUCCCUCAUUAUGGCUUCCAACAAGGCAUUCCUUAUAAUCUUUAUGGGUACCCUCCAUACUCCACGGAUUACACUUACCCAACGAGCUACUAUAAUAUGUAUGGAGGAGCAGCUGCAGGAGCACAGUAUCCCAUGUAUGGUACAGGGAUGAUGACCGGAUUUUACCCCUAUCUUCAGUUCGGGGAAGGGAGCGGAGGAGCAGCAACCACCACCGGGUAUGCCUCGGGCGGCCAAGGCUACGGUGUGCAAUACCCACACCACCACCUACUUCAGUAUUCAUCCAUCAACUCCACAACAGCAGCAGCAGGGGGUUACCCACACCAUUAUGGCCAUGGUGCACCCUUGUCCCUUGCCUCUACACCAGCUUUGCAAUCAGUGUGUUUUGCUGUGCCACAGGCGUAACAAUGGCCCUGCAAGCUCCUCCAAUUCCUCAUCGCUAGAGAUCUCCGUCAAGACUCAUCAUCCCAAGAAGCUAUGUAGCUCUCUCUACAUUUCUAAAUCUCUUUGAACCUUCGCCCUAACCAUGGUUUUUCAUUCUUUCUAACACAAGCCCAUGCAUGCAUGUUUCGCAUAGUUGGGAAAUAUGGCUCCCCGUAGGGGCUCAACCAUCAUCUCCAAAAUUGGAGAAUCAUCAUGCAUCUCUUUUUCUUCUUCUUUCAGGGAAAGAAAACAAAGGUUCCUUGAAGAGAAGAACCAAAUUGAGUUUUUUUUUUUGGUCCAAUCUUCAUUAGCCCUGGAAAGGCGCUACUUGAAAAAUAACCCAUUUUGUAAUCUUUAAUUAGCCUAGGAAAGGCUGAUCAUUUGAUUUUCAGGGAAAAAAAUGGCUUGCGAAAAUGUAAUAUAAACAAACAAGAUUAGCAGGCCCAAAUCAGUUUAAAAUGUAUUAUAGCUACCUAAUCCCUCCAACUAAAUCCAUGGGGGCGUGUGGGAUGCCCCCAUUUUUUGUCAAGCUAGCUAGUCUUAGGGUUCUAGUAAGUAGGACUUGUAUAAUCUAAUCUUUCUAGGUUUUUAUUUAGAACUAGGAUAUAUGAACAUGGAGUCAGUAAUUGUCCUUUUUGAUUAAUUAUAAAUGUUUUGUUUCAGAUGAAUCACAUUCCCUUUGGGAUAAAGGGAGAAAAUCUUGAUUAGUUAACUCAUCUCGUUAUUUUCUCUUUGUAAAUUCCUUCUGUGGAGCUAAAAUUUGGAUAUUUAGCUCCCAACUAUUAGGAGACAUUUGUUUUUCUAGCUAGGGUAUUCAGUACUACUUAAUUUGUUUAGGACGUACAUUUCAUCAGACCUCCAUUAAUGGAUGUGGAGAUGGUGAAAAUAUAUAUAGCAUCUGCAUGUAACCCUUGGGAGAUAUUUUGGGUUCCUUUGGGUUUCCACUUCCCUCUAACAACCAUGGUUAGGACUUAGGUUAUCCAUUCCUCCCACGCUUUCCUCUCUCUCUCUCGCUCUCUCUUUCUCUCUCCCCCUCUGUGGAACUUCUUCAUGGAGAUGCAACGUAUUGCGCAUGCUACUCUUAUAUAUAUGAUAAACCUGCUGCUGUCUGGACUGUAAGUAGGAUUAUAUUCAACUUAAUUAGGGCAAGAUAUCUCUUCUUCACCGUAAGGAUGGUUGGAGAUGGGUAUCUGUCUGCUUACUAUUAUGCUUUUUUGAUUAAUUCCAAGACUUCUUAUAUUCAUGCUUACUUCUGCUAAUGCUUUGUUCAUCAUAUCAUAAAACCAAAUUCAUAUGAUAUAUAUUCUCAUAUGCUCCAAAUU